ACAUAUAAUCCUUUGUGCAAUUCGGGAAUCUUCUGGAACUUCGGAACGAAUCGUCAUUUUCUCUCUCAAGAUCGUAGGGUUUCUCUCUCCAAUAUUUCACCUUUGCUUUGCAGUGUAGAUCCUCAACAUUCAGAGCCAAAAUGGCGACUACUUGUGAUACUAAAUUGAGCAUGAAGCUUUUGAUUGACACCAAGGCUGGCAAAGUCCUAUUUGCUGAGGCUGAUAAGGACUGUGUUGAUUUCCUCUUUCACAUUCUCUCAUUGCCUGCUGGAACCGUUAUCAGUCUUCUUAAGGAGAAAGGAAUGAGUGGUUCCUUGCCUAACCUCUACGAAAGUGUAGAAAAUCUGAAGGACACCUAUAUUCAAUCGAACCAAUGCAAGGAUAUCCUUUUAAAACCCAAGUCUUCAGUUGGGAUCUCUCCAGUUCCUUUUCUAUUGCUUGAUGGCCAUGUUACGACACGUGAGAAGACUUUUUACGGCUGUUCCUACUCUAGUUCCCACUUAACUGUUUCUGAUGACCCUACUGCUCUCUGUACAAUCUGUAAUCAUACUAUGUCAGAUAAGUUAGUUUAUGCUGCUCCGCGAGUAGCAGGUGGAGCUGUGGAAGCAAAAGGAAAAGGGGGUUUUGUGAAGGAUGUGGUGACAUACAUGGUGGCAGAUGACUUGGUAGUCAAGCCCAUGUCCACCAUCUCUUGCAUUGCUCUUCUCAACAAGUUUAAUGUCAGGGAUGUUGGUGUACUAGAGGAGGAAGUUGUAAGUUUCGGAGUGGAAGAGGCACUGGAGUUGCUGAAGGCAUCUUUGGAGUCGAAAACAGUUCUGACGAGUGUUUUCAUGAGCCGCCGCGAGAAAGCAGAGAAAUAGUUGUAAGACAAUCAAUAUAAGUAGUUGUUUUCAUUUGUUUCAUUGGUUCUGAUAUGUUGGUUAUAUCUAUUGCUAAAAUGUAUUUGUGUGAACAGUUUUAAGCAAUGUUUUUGUUAUAUUAAGAUGUAGUGAGAUGAUCCUUUUAUGAUUGUAAUGUAAAAAUGAGAACAAUGCUAAUUUUUGUAAUGUGGAAAUUUUAAUGUUGUAUGAUAGUGUAAAGUUCCUAGCAA
This is a messenger RNA of Solanum pennellii, 1090 nucleotides long. RefSeq lists its product as uncharacterized. Lineage: Eukaryota; Viridiplantae; Streptophyta; Magnoliopsida; Solanales; Solanaceae. The coding region runs from base 141 to 860 and encodes 239 amino acids. The record is from RefSeq and is a predicted model, not a curated record. The transcript has 3 exons.